UUUUCACUGCCAGUCAGAUUCGCUCCAUUCACAGUCAGCACACUCUGCUGUAGCUAUUCGUUUCUGCUGGGCUUUUUUGCGGCCAUCAGCAGUACAUACCAGAAAAGUGAAGAAAAUUUUGCUGUAGGAAAAAACGAAAAAGCUGUGUUCUAUGUGCAUCGCGUGAAAUGUUGAUUGCAUUAUCGUUUCUCCUAAAGUCGAUGCAUUUUCAAACGAUUUGAGAAGUGCCACGAAUCCAACUAGGUGCGGAUAUAUUCGAUCUAAAAUUGCCCAGGAAGGUCAGAAAGUGUAUCGGAUAUUUUUUUUUUCGAUUGCGCAGCACACAGUGGAGAAAAGUGCACAAAUUGCUGCUGGAAUAUCAUCGGUUUCUCGAGUGUGUCGGGUACGUGAUGGUGGAAUGAAAUAAAGAAACGCGUACCCACUCGCAAUCAAAGAAAAAGAAGCACUCCUAUUGUGUGCUGCCCAUAGCUUGUGUUUGCUGCGACGUCCGUGUGUGUGUGAAUGCGUAUUUUUUUCACUGAUCACAGCGAGUGUUUUUCUCGAAAACCGCAUUUAUCUGGGUAAAGAAUAGUGAAAAUGAAUUCACCGUCGUAAAUAUUUGCGAAACUUUAGAUGGAUACUCGUUUCGUUGCUAGUGACGUAGCUUUAACAAUUGCUGCAGAUUGAAUUCAGAAGUGAUUUGUUCGUCGAAAAACCAAAACGGAAGAAAAAAAAAACGAAAUGUUUCACGAUUCAUGGAUGUAGCUGGAAACCGUCGUCAUAAGUUUCCCGAAACAGAUGCGGAAAUUGCAUACCGUAAAACAAUUACCACCCGACAACAGGAGAACGAAGCGAAAAACCUCGCCCAGAAGACCGAAUUGCGACUUCGAUCAGUGAAUUCUUUUCGCUGCCUUUGAACACAAAGGCGAAGCACGUUCUGGCACAGACACCUCAGGCAGGCACCCGACACACACCUCGUCCGCCGGAACAGCAACCGACAUUGAAUGAACGUCGUGGUCAUCGUUUCAGAUAAUGGCAGAAAAAUGUACCGUAACCAUUAAGGAAGAGCAACACCAGUGCACCAUCCCAUUGUCGGAGAUCCUAAAUGAUUCGUCUACGGUGACCAACACUCCGAUAACGAUUAUUGCACCGCUAACAAUCGGGCCCGGUGGCAAGGCACCGUCGACGACGACGGUGUCCGGUUCCUCCACACCCACGCAGUCCGGUUGUCCGAUCGGUUGUGAUGGACAGGAGGAUGCCGGGGCGGACGAACGCGAGGAUGACGACGAAUGGUUCUAUGUGGACAAAAGUGUUACCGACGGUCAUAUGCGGGGGGGUCAGAUACAGCUGGAAACGCCUGCCGUAGAGGAAAAGAACGGCGGUGGAUUGAAUAUGGCGAAACCAAAGCGUCUGAGCGAUGAGUUUUAUUCGGCUGAUGAUGAUUACGAUGAGGAUGAGGACGAUGAAAUGGUUGGUGAUGGUGGUAGUGUCACGACUGGAGGCGGGAUCGGAACUAGGAAAAGUGGUGAUGGGGAUAGUGAGGCACAUGCCAGUUUGAAUGAGAUUAAAAAUUUAAGUAUCACUAACUGUGUGGAAACUGGUGAUGAUCGAUUCGAACGGGAUGAGAAUUCCAUAUCCGAUCCGAUCUAUAUCAGUGAGGAAACAUCAUCGUGCAGCAGUGGCCAUCAGCGAUCGGCUGGCGAAUGUUCUACUGGUGAGGCACAAGAAACUGACGCACAACCCCAGCUACUGGAGGAAGAGCCACGGAUUGAGAUGGAACACGAAGAUAUUCCGGAGAGUAAAAGUGUUCCCAUGCUGGGGGAAAACCUGGAUGCUGAUGAUGACGACGGUGAUGUCGAUGAGGACGAUGUGCAAUCAAUCGAUGCAAUCGAACGUCGGGAUUUUGAACAGGAGCAAAAACUGACUGGCGGAAUUAUUAUUAAAAAUAGCGCGUUUAUACCCGAUAACCAUAGACUGAAUUUAGAGUUGAUAAGUAGGAUUAAAAAGAUGCAUGAGGACGAACUGCCGAAGAAAUCUCAACCCGAACGCAAGAUUCAGCUUACGUCAACGCCAACUAGCAGUAGACACCCCCCAUACAAGAGCGGUAGCAGUAAUCCAACUAGUUCUAAUAGCACUAGUAGUAGUAGUAGUAGUAGUAGGGAACAAAACAGUAAUAGUACAACAAAGUCAGCGGUUAAAGUGAACCUGUCGGCUAGUCUAGAGGGCUACUGUACGAACACGGAUGCCGCGACUGCGAUGGAUGGAAUCGAUGGUCCGUCCUGUUCCUCCUCGUUGGCACUAUCGUCGUCUUCUUCGGCCUCUAGUAGUAGCAAAGGCUUACGACGCUACCAGCAACACCCCGAUGCUUUCCUGAACAGCAACUCGAAUGAUAGCCUUUCAUCGGACCGAUCGAUCUUUAUUCCAAACCUGCAGACACUGAAGGCUUCCGCGAAGGAAUGUUCUACCGCACCGAACAACAGUCCGGUUAACGAACCCUGCCCGUCAUCGUCCUCCUCUUCACCAUCACCUUCGUCCGCCAGUUCGGCCGGACCGUCUACGUCAACCGAAGCAACUAAACCGCCCUCCGACUGUAGCCUGUCGUCGUGUGCUACAUCCGUUAUCAAACAAACCGGAGAGUGCAGUAAAAAUAUUAACCAUACUGCGAUCCCAUCGUCCAGCACCAGCAACUCCUCUCUGUUUUCCUUCAGUUGUCCUUUCAGCAGUGCAGAUCGUGAAAACGGUGAAGGUUGCAGUUCAACAUCGGUACCGUUGAGCAGAUUUCCAUCCGCAUCUUCGAAUUUCGUUGACAAUAUCGCUGAUGAAGUAGAAGCGUCAACCGCGACACAUCGCAAUCGUCACCAGCAGCAGCUUCAUCAUCAUCAUCAUCAUGAUCGCAACCACGUCGAAGAUCCACUGUUGGAACCCUCUCAAAUGUCUAUGCCGUUGGAACUGGCUGCCGCUGCGGUGGACCACGAGUGUGACGAAGAAAACUGGGCCGAUUGCGAAGAAGGUUCCGAUGAGGAAAUUUGUACAUGCCGAGAUUACACCGAUGACGAAGGGCACGGUGGUGCUGGGCUCGGUGGUCAUGCCAGUAGCGAAGAUGAGCUGCCAUCGCGAGAUGUCGAUCUGUCCAGUUAUACUCACAUGGAUGCUGCAGAAGACAUUCUCGCUCAUGAUCCUUCCGGUUCCGGAAGUACGACGGCCGCCGUAAACAACGCACAAACGCCAAGACUGCAUCGGAAACGCAAACUAACGGAGAACCGAAUGCUGUUUGGAAGCGGCGCUGGUCGUACGAUGGGAUCCGAAAACGUGGGCGGCUUGGGGAAUCAUUGUGACAACACGAGCACGGAGUCCCUCAACUUUAGUAGUCGUAAACGGUUAGCUUUAGAUAGUACCAGUUCACCAAGAACUCUACUCAGUCCGUCUAAUCUUACUUCAACACCAACAUCCUCAACGAUGGGAGAGCGGAAAACUCCCAGAAGUAUAAUCCCAACCAAAGAUAACCCUCCUCCCGAGGUAAACGAUUGGUUGCAACAAUUCCAGCGAUGGACUCCCGUCGAACGUCUGGUGGCAGUAGAUCUACUGAUCGAACAUUGCGACCCGACUCAGGUGCGACACAUGAUGAAGGUAAUCGAGCCCCAAUUCCAGCGGGAUUUCAUCUCGCUUCUGCCGAAGGAGCUUGCGCUUCAAGUGCUGUCCUAUCUGGAACCAAAGGAUCUUCUGCGUGCUGCUCAAACGUGCCGCAGUUGGCGUUUCCUGGCCGAUGACAACCUGCUGUGGAAGGAAAAGUGCAAAGAAGCCGUCAUCGUGAUGGAAGCGAUGGGUGGUGACCGUCCGAAACGGGGACGCGCCGGCAAUAUGCCUCCCAUCUCUUCGCUCUGGAAGGCGGCUUACAUGCGGCAGCACAUCAUCGAAAUGAACUGGCGUUCGAGACCGAUCCGUACGGCCAAGGUGCUGAAAGGUCACGACGACCACGUUAUAACGUGCCUUCAGUUCUGCGGUAACCGAAUUGUGUCCGGUUCCGACGACAAUACGCUCAAAGUGUGGUCUGCCAUCACCGGGAAGUGCCUUCGAACAUUGGUUGGCCACACAGGUGGAGUUUGGUCGUCACAAAUGGCCGGAAACAUCAUCAUUUCCGGCAGUACUGAUCGCACUUUGAAGGUGUGGAAUGCUGAGACUGGCCAACUGCUACACACGUUAUACGGCCACACCUCGACUGUUCGUUGCAUGCAUUUACACGGUAAUAAAGUCGUCAGUGGUUCCCGUGAUGCCACUUUACGAGUAUGGGACGUCAACGAAGGUACUUGCCUGCAUGUGCUGGUUGGUCAUUUAGCUGCCGUUCGCUGCGUCCAGUACGAUGGCCGACUUGUAGUGUCGGGAGCCUACGACUAUAUGGUUAAAGUUUGGAACCCGGAAAGACAAGAAUGUCUUCACACACUGCAAGGUCACACCAAUCGAGUAUAUUCGCUACAGUUUGAUGGGAUACAUGUCGUAUCUGGUUCUUUGGACACAUCAAUACGCGUGUGGGACGCAGAAACGGGUAGUUGCAAGCACGCGCUGAUGGGUCAUCAGAGUCUAACAUCCGGUAUGGAGCUCCGGCAGAAUAUUCUCGUCUCUGGAAAUGCUGACUCGACCGUUAAAGUCUGGGAUAUCAUCACUGGCCAGUGCUUGCAAACACUAUCUGGCCCCAACAAGCAUCAAUCGGCCGUCACCUGUUUGCAAUUCAAUUCGCGCUUCGUAAUAACCAGUUCGGACGAUGGAACCGUCAAGCUGUGGGACGUUAAGACUGGGGAGUUCAUUCGUAACCUAGUAGCACUGGAAUCGGGAGGUUCUGGUGGUGUUGUUUGGCGAAUUCGAGCCAACGAUACGAAAUUAAUUUGCGCCGUGGGGUCACGCAACGGCACGGAGGAGACCAAACUAAUGGUACUGGACUUUGAUGUGGAAGGUGCCUGCCUGAAAUGCUCAUAAGUUUGAAUAAGUAUACUCUGAAUACCUUCCUAGAAAACAUAUUUCGCCCUAUCCUCUGAUGCUUGUGUUUGUCUGAGCCUCAAAAAAAAAUGAUAAACCCCCGAAUCCUCUCUUGAAGCUCCCAUUAUAUUCCCCCCUACCUGCCACCUACUGGUAACAAUAUUCUCGAACUCGACAUUGGUCCGUUGGUUCGUGGAUGCAAGAUCAAGAGGAGAGAUACACAACACUCCCAUUGCAAGUGUCUGCAGCAGACGGCCAGCUCGGGAGCAUCAAAUAUACUUUAGUAGGAAAGUGCUUAGAAUGCGUAACCGCCCUUUCGUUCGAUCGAAACCGGAGAAGAUGUUUGAAUCCUGCCGUACUGUUGUUUCCGAGGUCAAGUGCGAAUGUUUUUUUUAAAAUACUGUUGAAAUUUGUUUCCCUUGUUAAGUUGAGCAGUAGUUUGUUUCUUUUUUAUAAAAUUUUCCCAUGAUUUUACUGUGAAAGAUAGAAGUGGUUAACAUUUACUCAUUGUGUUGUUCGGCUUGAAAUGUUUAUCAUUGUGUGAUUUUAUUGUUCGGUACUAGGAGGCACAAUAAUGACACUCACAGGAUCGAUCAAUGCAUCUUCUCUGCUUUGGUUCGGGAACAGAUCGACGGGAAAAUGCUUUAACGAAUACAUGAAAUAACGGAACAGCUUUUGCUUUAGUUUUUAGUUAUCGAUCCUCAGACUCACGGAAACGCUGAAAAAAAACAUCAAUUGAACUGGCGUAGACUUAGUGUAAUAAACUAAUAGUUAUGAUUAGUAGCAGUGUUUAAGCUGGAACAAGUAAACCAAGCAGAUAUGCAGAAUUAACCUAUCACACGCAAAAUGCAGACAACAAAUAGCUGAAAUGAAAGAGAAAAAAAACUAAACCACACAAAAUGAUGCAGCAAUCGCCUUAGAGA
Malaya genurostris is the source of this 5870-nucleotide messenger RNA. It is a transcript of the gene ago, whose product is annotated as F-box/WD repeat-containing protein 7. Lineage: Eukaryota; Metazoa; Arthropoda; Insecta; Diptera; Culicidae. The transcript has 9 exons. The record is from RefSeq and is a predicted model, not a curated record. Bases 1012 to 4947 code for a protein of 1311 amino acids. Gene Ontology annotation, biological process: ubiquitin recycling; proteasome-mediated ubiquitin-dependent protein catabolic process. Gene Ontology annotation, cellular component: nucleus; cytoplasm. Gene Ontology annotation, molecular function: ubiquitin binding.